GGGGGGGGGGGGGGGGGGGGGGGGGGGGAAAGGGAGCGGGCGGGUCGCAGGAAUGACAGUCGGAGCCUUGUUAAGUCCGAGGCCACGAUCUCUUUUUUAUCUCGAAAAAUCCCCUCAGAACGGGACUCUCCGGUUUUCUCUGCUUCGAGAACCCGGUCAGAACACUUACGGUCGGUCCCUGGUUGCUGCCGACGGUGUGCACCGGCUUGGUCUUGCACUUGGACGUCGCUCUGCCUAUCUAGCACAUCGGCUUUGGGGUCGGGUUCCACCCAACCACUGCGACCGCCAUGACGUCGGACACCACGUUCUCCGCAUCGCCGCCAAGCGCUGCUGCGCUGAAAGAGAUAGAGGAGGUUGCAGACGCUCAGAAGUCGCCAUCCUCCGCUUCUUCACUCACAGAGUCGUCGGGCUCGAGCGAUAUUAUCGAGCCCGUAUCGGAAUCCACGCUCGAGAUCACCAAGACCGAAGUGAGCGAGAAAAUUGUUGCUGUUGCUGUCGAUGAGAGACCAGAGACUCCCCCUCCGCCCUUCUCGGCCUUCUCCAAGAACCAGAAAUGGACCAUCGCGGGACUCUGCUCGCUGGCCGCCAUUUUCGGGCCCAUCUCGAGUAACAUCUAUGUGCCGGCCAUUCCGCAGAUUGUCAAGGACUUUCACAAAACUACCCAAACCAUUGAUCUCACAUUGACCGUCUACCUUGUUUUCCAAGCCGUGUCCCCCUCCUUCCUCUCCAACCUGUCCGACUUCCUUGGCCGGCGUCCGGUCAUUAUGGCUUGCAUGGCUCUCUAUAUAAUUGCCUGUAUUGGCAUCGCCCUGACUCCAACGUCAGACUUCUGGCUGUUGAUGGUUUUCCGCGCGCUGCAGGCCUGUGGCGGAUCGCCUGCCAUUGCUACCGGUGCGGGAGCAAUGGGAGACAUUGCCACGCCCGCUGAGAGAGGAAAAUACGUUGGGCUCUUCCAAGGCGUCGCGAUGGUGGGACCGGCGUUCGGUCCCACCAUUGGUGGUAUCCUAGUGCAGUACCUGAGCUGGCGGUAUAUCUUCUGGUUGUUGUCAGCGUGGUGUGGAGCGAACCUGAUCUGUAUCUUCUUCCUGAUUCCUGAAACCCUGCGUUCAAUUGUGGGCAACGGCUCGAUCCCUCCGCCUGCUCUGAACUGCCGCCCAACAGACUGGUGGAGACGGAUGAAGGCUAAAAGGACAGAGGAUGUCGAGACACAAAAUGUCCAAAGGCCGGAGAAAAAGCCCUACAAACCUUGGGCAAGCUUCAAUAUGCUGCUUUUUCCCGAAAUCCUCAUCGUCCUCGCGUUCAGCAGCUGCUCCUUCGCUUGCAUGUUUGCCUCUCUUACCGUUCUGUCGUCCGUCCUCGCCGAUGACUAUGGACUCAACAACGUUCAGAUUGGUCUUUGCUACCUACCGCAAGGCAUCGGGUGUAUGGUGAUUGGUGUCCUGGGCGGCCGGUUUCAAGACUGGUACUUCCAGCGCGAGAAGAAGAGGCUCAACUUCCACCCGAAACACCCUCGCGACUUGGAGGGAUUCCCCAUCGAACGGGUCCGGUUCGCCACGGUCCCGUAUUACCUGCCAUUCUGGGCCGCGGCCUGCAUUGGAUAUGGAUUCAUGUUGGAGAAGCGGGUCAACCUCGCAGGCCCAUUGGUUCUCAGCUUUUUCAUUGGAGCGGGCACGCAAUUCAGCUCUCAGACCUCCCAAUUGAUCCUCGUGGACAUGUUUCCGAGCAAUGCAGGCGCCUCGUCGGCAUCUUCCAACCUCGUCCGUUGCACCUUUAGUGCUAUCAUGACCGCAUGCGUCACUCCGAUGCUCAACGCGAUCGGUCUGGGCUGCACCUUCAUUAUCUUUGUUUCCUUAACUAUAGCCGCCUGUCCAUUCCUGCUUAUCCUGGCCGCCAAGGGACCAGGAUGGAGGAAGAAGAGGGCCAAGAAAUGGGAUCACAAAUAGAUUUGAGUUGGAAUAGAAUUUUUUUUUUUGGUUGUUUAUUUAUUUUUUGUUUUCUCUUUUGAUGAGGAGUCCAAGUCGGGCAGACCUACUUCAACUUCCGCCAUGUCUAAUUCCAAAAGAUACCAAUUGAUAUACGAGAUGAGUCAUUUUGAGCUUGGAAGCUCACCAUAAGACCCCCUGGUCAAUGGCUCCCACUGGGAGAGUCACUCGUGCGCGAGCCAUGGAUGGGGAAAUACAAUACAACGAUAAUCCAAACUCGGAGGAAAAACCCUACAUGCACGGCGCCAAGCUAUACCCACUAGCCGUGUGCUUAUUCCUCGACACGCAAAGAAUCCGAUCUCUCGCUAAAGGAGGAGAUGCAGUAGAUUGAGAUGGCGGGCGCGCUCUGUCCCUGAUCUGCAUGAUUGUCUGUCUCCUGUUGGCUCUGCAGUGCGGGGGGAGCACGUACCCAUAGCACAACAGCCGCGUAUGGGGG
Molecule: messenger RNA, 2418 nt
Organism: Penicilliopsis zonata CBS 506.65
Lineage: Eukaryota; Fungi; Ascomycota; Eurotiomycetes; Eurotiales; Aspergillaceae
Exons: 6
Coding region: 288-1943 (551 amino acids)
Biological process (GO): transmembrane transport
Cellular component (GO): membrane
Molecular function (GO): transmembrane transporter activity
Source: RefSeq, a predicted model, not a curated record